Wickerhamiella sorbophila is the source of this 1851-nucleotide messenger RNA. Its product is annotated as Inositol hexakisphosphate kinase 1. Gene Ontology annotation, molecular function: inositol hexakisphosphate kinase activity. Gene Ontology annotation, biological process: inositol phosphate biosynthetic process; phosphatidylinositol phosphate biosynthetic process. Bases 1 to 1851 code for a protein of 616 amino acids. The transcript has a single exon. The record is from RefSeq and is a predicted model, not a curated record. Gene Ontology annotation, cellular component: nucleus; cytoplasm. NCBI's taxonomy places the organism in Eukaryota, Fungi, Ascomycota, Dipodascomycetes, Dipodascales, Trichomonascaceae.
AUGGAGGCGAACAACGAAGAGGAGACUCCUCGUGCCCGUAAAGCGAGCCAAUAUUUCAAGGUAUUCGAGGAGCAGCCGUCGCAAGCUGCAGUGCAGACGUCGAAAUCACCCUCAACAUUGAAGACCAGCUCCCCCAGAACAAGCUCUCGUACUCAUAAGAAACCUAGCGCUGUAAGUGAAGCUACGUAUGUGCCUCACCAUUCGAAAGUAGAGGACGCAGCUAAGCCCCAAACGGGGCGUGCAACGCCGGUUCUGGAAGGAACGGUUGUUUUUAGUGACGACGAAGACUAUGAUGAGACAGAUGUGGAGAAUGAUGCCAUCGAGGGUCAGAGGUACCCACUAUCUGUAGAGCUCACUCCCUUCCAACACAAAGUUGGUGGACACACUGCUAUUUUCCAGUUUUCUCAGCGGGCAGUCUGUAAGGUGCUUGUCAACAACGAGGACACAUUCUACGAAACAAUUGAACAGUUCCACCAGGAGCUACUAGCGUUUAUGCCAAAAUACAUUGGUGUUUUGAACGUACGGCACCGUGCGCCCGCCGAUUCAUGCGGUAGCACGAAUCCUGAUGAAAGCUCUCGCAGUUUUAGUGAAGUCUUACUUGGUGACAAUGUCCACAUUUUACCCAACUCUAUGAUCCCGUCUGAUAGAAGACACUCCUAUGCAUUAGGAGAUAGACGAGGCUCCACAGCAAGCCCCCGAGGCUCGUUAACCUUGGACGAUAAGCGACCGUCGAUUGUGACAUGGGGAGCUACCACUGUUAAUCGUCAGCUGCGCGAUUUGGUCCUGAAAGAAGUGUUCAAACCCAAGCGUGAAUUCAAACAAACAAGCUCGCCCCUUUGUCGAGCCCUUGAUGCAGAUGCAGAUGUUCCCGUAUUCCAAAUGGACUUGGGCCAGCCGAGCAGCCCACAGUCGGCUGCAGAGCCGUCCACGCCUGAGAUGCAUUCUAUGCCGGCGUCCCCGAUAUUGCCUGCAACAGCUUCACCGGUUAUAAGACCGUCUUCGGGAUCUAGAUCAUGGCACCAUUCAGGAAGGCCGUUCCAAGAGACUCGCACCAAUUCCACGCCAUCUCUUCAUAUGGACAGUAACAAAAUGUACAACAAGGCGGAGCAGUUUAUUGUGCUGGAAGAUUUAACCCAGGGCAGGAAGAGGCCAUGUGUUCUGGAUCUCAAAAUGGGCACUCGACAGUAUGGCGUUAACGCGACAGAGAAGAAACAACUUUCCCAGCGCCGUAAAUGUCAUGAAACUACUAGCCAGAGGUUGGGGGUACGCGUCUGUGGAAUGCUUGUUUGGAAUACCCGUACUGAGACAUCCUUCUUUCGCGACAAGUAUUUUGGUCGCCAAGUGAAACCUGGACCACAGUUUGAAAGGUGCUUGAUGAGGUUUUUGUACGACGGAGCUACCGCAUGGUCUAUCAUCCGACACAUUCCCAAACUCCUGAAACGACUUGUAAGCCUUAGUGCAAUUAUUCGUACCCUCACGGACUAUCGCCUGUACGGAUCGAGCCUGCUGAUGGUAUACGAUGGCCAGAAUACGGGCAAAACGGACGUUUCCAUCAGAUUAAUCGAUUUUGCCCAGUGUGUAACGGCCGAACAUCACCCAACCGGCGCAAGAGCACCCCCAACGCAUGUUGGACAGCCUGAUAUGGGGUUCUUGCUAGGUCUGCAUAGUUUGAAACAGACAUUGGAGAAUAUUUAUCACGAACUUACCGGCAGCACAUACACGCCGGAAGGGUUCAACUCAAUUGAAUCGUCAAACUUUCAACACCCCGUGGAUAUGCUAGACAUUUUUGAUAUCCUGAGUUUGCCGGCAGACUCGACCGUUGAGCAUGAAUCCCUAGACUUUUCCUAUUAA